CGUGAUUAGUGGUGAUGAACCAGGUUAUGACCUAGAUUUAUUUUGUAUACCUAAUCAUUAUGCUGAGGAUUUGGAAAAGGUAUUUAUUCCUCAUGGACUAAUUAUAGACAGGACCGAAUGGCUAGCUCGAGAUGUGAUGAAGGAGAUGGGAGGCCGUCACAUCCUGGCCCUUUGUGUGCUCAAGGAGAGCUAUAAAUUCUUUGCUGACCUGCUGGAUUGCAUCAAAGCACUGAACAGAAAUAGUGAUAGAUCUAUACCUAUGACUGUAGAUUUUAUCAGACUGAAAAGCUACUGUAAUGACCAGUCAACAGGUGACAUGAAAGUAAUUGGUGGAGAUGAUCUCUCAACUUUCACUGGAAAGAAUGUCUUGACUGUUGAAGAUAUAAUUGACACUGGCAAAACAACGCAAACCUUGCUUUCCUUGGCCAAGCAGCGUAAUCCAAAGAUGGUCAAGGUUGCAAGUGUGCUGGUGAAAAGGACCCCUCAAAGUGUUGGAUAUAGACCAGACUUUGUUGGAUUUGAAAUUCCAGACAAGUUUGUUGUAGGAUAUGCCCUUGACUAUAAUAAAUACUUCAGGGAUUUGAAUCGUGUUUGUGUCAUUAGCGAAACUGGAAAAGCAACAUACAAAGCCUAAGAUAAGAGUUCAAGUUGAAUUUGGAAACAUCUGGAGUCCCGUUGAAAUCACCAGGAAAAUUAUCAGAUGUUCUAGUCCUGU
Molecule: messenger RNA, 715 nt
Organism: Orcinus orca (killer whale)
Lineage: Eukaryota; Metazoa; Chordata; Mammalia; Artiodactyla; Delphinidae
Product: hypoxanthine-guanine phosphoribosyltransferase-like
Exons: 1
Coding region: 137-634 (165 amino acids)
Biological process (GO): GMP salvage; guanine salvage; hypoxanthine metabolic process
Molecular function (GO): magnesium ion binding; hypoxanthine phosphoribosyltransferase activity
Source: RefSeq, a predicted model, not a curated record